Symbiodinium sp. CCMP2456 is the source of this 1074-nucleotide messenger RNA. NCBI's taxonomy places the organism in Eukaryota, Dinophyceae, Suessiales, Symbiodiniaceae. The record is from the annotation of a GenBank genome assembly.
GUGCAGCAGGAGGAGCAGGAGGAGAGACGGGAGGCACGGGGCCAGAAGGCCGCGGGCCCUUCAUCCAAGCAUUUGGAGCCGCCAACGAAGGCGAGGCGUCCUCCAUCAGUAACACCGAAAGUGGAGGGCCCAGGCAGCGCGGGCCCUCCGAGCGUUUCAGAGGACGCAACCUCCGAGGAGCGCGCGGAGGUGCAGCAGGAGGAGCAGGAGGAGAGACGGGAGGCACGGGGCCAGAAGGCCGCGGGCCCUUCAUCCAAGCAUUUGGAGCCGCCAACGAAGGCGAGGCGUCCUCCAUCAGUAACACCGAAAGUGGAGGGCCCAGGCAGCGCGCGCCCUCCGAGCGUGUCAGAGGACGCAACCUCCGAGGAGCGCGCGGAGGCCACGGACGCUGCAGACUUGGAGCCAGCAACGGGCCGACGAGCCAGUGCCUCCAGUGCCGUGUCGCAGACGAGCACACUCUGCAGCGCGCGGCGUGCAGACAGCAUCGCCGGCUCCAUGACUUUCUCGGUAUCUACCAGAGGUCGCCGAAGAUCUGUUUUGAAUCCUGCAGCCGUCAUCGAAGACUUGGAGGCUUCAGAGGAGUACGAGUACGCACGGCUCUUCCGUAUCUUAUUGGAGAUUCAGCGGAAUGGCGACCCCGAUUCUAGCUGCCUGAGAGAUUUUCUCGCGGAAAACUGUGAAGUCACCGACCUGGUGCUCGAUGCCAUGCCCUUCCUCCAAAAGGUUGAAGGAGGGGAGAUUGCGCUGCCGGCGAGUGCGGACAUGCGAACGGAUCCGACCUUCCGAGAGUUCCUCCAGACGAUGAGGGAGAGGUGUGUCUCCAAUGCAACUCUUUUAAGGAUCUUCACGAAGCUGAGCCAGCGUGGCUCGGCACCCAUAGAGGCCUGUCGUGCUGAAGCCCAGAGGUUUUGCCUUGACCACUUCGAUGCGAACCUUCGUCAGAGCGAGUGGGAGCAGAUGCUCCAAGCUGCCUUCAACGGUGCUGGCGAGGAGCUGACCCCAGGCCAAUGGAUGCAAAGCUGUCGAUGGGCUGCCCGAGCUGCCAGGCUCAUCAUGACUCUGCGGCUGACGUAG